Molecule: messenger RNA, 954 nt
Organism: Eruca vesicaria subsp. sativa (arugula)
Lineage: Eukaryota; Viridiplantae; Streptophyta; Magnoliopsida; Brassicales; Brassicaceae
Source: the annotation of a GenBank genome assembly
AUGGAGAUGACUAAUGGUCCGACGAUGGCAAAACUAAUUUUGAAGAGGAUCCUUAUGAAGGAGAUCUUGAGCCAGUACCACCAGACCCAUACCAAGAUGAAAACAUCUCUACUGACUGGUCCAGACAAGAGGCUGGGUUAUAAGAAGGCUAUGAAGUCUCAACUUGACGCCAAAGAGAACUCAUGGGAGGCUCAAACCCAUCCUGAUUCCGAUCAAGACAUAGAAGAAAGGCCAUGGACUGAAGUACCAUACUCUGAUCAUGAGACAAGACAAGCACUGUCCUUCAAGCUUUACCAAGACAAUGGAUCAUGGUAUCAGAAAUCUGAUUCUCAAAUCAGUGAUGAUGAAGCAAGGCAGUCCAUCCGUAAGGUUGAGAUCCAUGGAGAUGAUCUAGGCAUGCCUGAAGAGGAGGAAGCCAUACGCAAGGCUGGAAGAAAUGUUAAAGAAUUCCAACUUGUCUUGGCUGAAGAGGAAGAAGUUGAAAGUGAUACCGGAAGAACUGUUACUGAGCUUGAAGAGCGCUCCAUCAACUUUUCUGGUUAUAACAAAGAAACUGCUGCUUAUCAACAAUGGGAGGACAACUUGAAAGCCAAGUACCACAAUUACCAACUAUCUGAUGAGGAGGCUGAUGACGAAUCUGUUGACACUUGGGAAGAUUUCAGACUAGAAAUGAAGAGAUUGGUUGAGAAGGCUGAGAAGGAAACUGCAGCCCAAUACCACCAGCCCCAAAAGAAUGAUAUCCACGCUGGCUAUAUUCUCACCUCAACCACAAGUCUUAAUGGUGUAAACAAGCAAGCGUAUCAUCAUCACUGCUCACAAAAGAGAAAGCCAGCCAUACAAAAUCAAACUAUCAAGCAAGGAAAGAGUUCACAGACGAGUUCCCUACAAUCUAUAACAGAGCCAGCAAUCAGUGUAAGGACAAAAGGGGUUGUGGCUGUAACUUCCGCCACUUGA